AUGCCUUCUUUGGGAGGGAAGGUGCAGACUGUCUUGGGCCCUGUGGAUCCAGACCACCUUGGCUAUACGUUGACUCAUGAACACUUGACUAUGAACUACAGCAGCUGUUUUUGUCCACCAUCUUCAGGUGAAGAGCCUCUGUCUGAUGGGCCAAUUGAGAUGAAGAACUUGUUUUGGAUUAAGCAGAAUCCCUACAGCCAUAAAGAAAACCUUCUUUUGUAUCAAGAAACAGAUGCUGUGAAGGAGGAGCUGUUGCAUUUUAAAGCAGCAGGUGGUGGGACGAUCGUGGAAAACACAACCACAGGAAUUGAUCGGGAUGUGAAUACUUUGAAGAAACUUGCUGAGGAAACUGGAGUCCAUAUUAUUGCUGGGGCUGGGUUUUACGUGGGUUCCACUCAUUCUUCUCAAACACAGGCCAUGACAGUGGAGCAG
Molecule: messenger RNA, 432 nt
Organism: Tauraco erythrolophus (red-crested turaco)
Lineage: Eukaryota; Metazoa; Chordata; Aves; Musophagiformes; Musophagidae
Source: RefSeq, a predicted model, not a curated record